This is a messenger RNA of Falco peregrinus (peregrine falcon), 4835 nucleotides long. RefSeq names its product nuclear cap binding protein subunit 1 (gene NCBP1). Gene Ontology annotation, biological process: regulation of mRNA processing; nuclear-transcribed mRNA catabolic process, nonsense-mediated decay; mRNA export from nucleus. Lineage: Eukaryota; Metazoa; Chordata; Aves; Falconiformes; Falconidae. Gene Ontology annotation, molecular function: protein binding; RNA cap binding; mRNA binding. Gene Ontology annotation, cellular component: nuclear cap binding complex; nucleus. The record is from RefSeq and is a predicted model, not a curated record. The coding region runs from base 108 to 2501 and encodes 797 amino acids. The transcript is spliced from 23 exons.
CGGAAGCAGAGGUGCGGCGGGGCUAGAAGCGGGCGGGCGAAGGAGCGCGCUUGUCUCUGAUCCGCGUGAGGCGUUCCGGCUCGUCGCUCCCUUCUCUGCUUCUCGCCAUGUCGCGACGGCGGCACAGUGACGACAGCGAUGCAGGGCAGCCCCACAAGAGACGGAGGACUUCUGAGCCGUCGGAGAUCGAGGAGAGGCUCGAGUCGCUCAUCUGCAGGGUGGGAGAGAAGAGUAAUUCGUCUUUGGAGAGCAACUUGGAGGGCCUAGCUGGUGUUUUGGAAGCUGAUCUGCCAAAUUACAAAAGCAAGAUACUAAGAAUACUAUGUACUGUUGCACGUCUGUUACCAGAAAAGCUUACUGUUUACACAACCCUAGUUGGGUUGCUGAAUGCCAGGAACUACAAUUUUGGUGGGGAGUUUGUAGAAGCCAUGAUUCGUCAGCUUAAAGAAUGUCUGAAAGUCAAUAUGUAUAAGGAAGCUGUGCAUUUAGUUCGUUUUCUGUCUGAUCUUGUGAAUUGUCAUGUAAUAGCUGCACCUUCGAUGGUGGCUAUGUUUGAGAACUUUGUGAGUGUGACACAGGAGGAAGAUGUACCCCAAGUACGAUGUGACUGGUAUAUGUUUGCAUUUCUGUCAUCUUUGCCUUGGGUUGGGAAAGAGUUAUAUGAAAAAAAGGAUGCUGAAAUGGAUCGUCUCUUGUCUCAGACAGAAAGUUACUUGAAACGCCGCCAGAAGAUUCAUGUACCCAUGCUACAAGUUUGGACUGCUGAUAAACCGCAUCCACAAGAAGAGUAUUUAGACUGCCUUUGGUCUCAGAUUCAGAAGCUGAAAAAAGACCGUUGGCAAGAACGACACAUUCUGAGGCCCUACUUGGCUUUUGAUAGCAUUCUUUGUGAAGCGCUGCAACACAAUCUGCCUCCAUUCACUCCUCCACCUCACACGGAAGAUUCAGUGUACCCGAUGCCAAGGGUUAUUUUUAGGAUGUUUGACUAUACAGAUGACCCUGAGGGCCCGGUCAUGCCUGGCAGCCACUCUGUUGAACGAUUUGUAAUAGAAGAGAAUCUUCACUGCAUCAUCAAAUCCCACUGGAAAGAGAGAAAGACUUGUGCUGCACAGCUGUUGAGCUAUCCAGGAAAUAACAAGAUCCCCUUGAACUACCACAUAGUAGAGGUGAUAUUUGCAGAAUUGUUUCAGCUUCCAUCUCCACCACACAUUGAAGUCAUGUACACAACACUACUGAUUGAACUGUGCAAACUUCAGCCUGGCUCUUUACCACAAGUUCUUGCACAAGCCACAGAAAUGCUCUACAUGCGUUUGGACACAAUGAAUACAACAUGUGUGGACAGAUUUAUUAACUGGUUUUCUCACCACUUGAGCAACUUUCAGUUCCGUUGGAGCUGGGAAGAUUGGUCAGAUUGUCUUACACAGGACCUUGAAAAGCCCAAACCCAAAUUUGUGAGAGAGGUUUUGGAAAAGUGCAUGCGACUCUCCUAUCAUCAACGAAUAAUAGACAUUGUUCCUGCAAGUUUUUCUGUCCUCUGUCCUGCUAAUCCAGUGUGCAUUUACAAAUACGGAGAUGAAAGUAAUAGGUCUCUUCCUGGAUAUACUGCGGCACUGUGUUUAACAAUUGCAAUUAAAAAUAAGGCCAGUAAUGAAGAAAUCUUCAGCAUUUUAAAAGAUGUGCCUAAUCCAAACCAGGAUGAUGAUGAUGAUGAAGGAUUUACCUUCAGCCCUCUGAAAAUAGAAGUCUUUGUUCAGACUCUGCUCCAUCUAGCUGCAAAGUCUUUCAGCCACUCCUUCAGUGCCCUGGCAAAGUUUCAUGAAGUCUUCAAAACACUUGCUGAAAGUGAUGAGGGGAAACUCCAUGUUCUGAGGGUUGUAUAUGAGGUUUGGAAGAAUCAUCCACAGAUGAUUGCUGUGCUUGUGGACAAGAUGAUUCGGACACAAAUUGUUGACUGCGCUGCAGUAGCAAACUGGAUCUUCUCUUCAGAGCUUGCACAUGAUUUUACUAGGCUUUAUAUCUGGGAGAUCUUACAUUCCACAAUUCGUAAGAUGAAUAAGCAUGUUCUGAAGAUUCAGAAAGAACUGGGGGAGACUAAGGCAAGAUUGGCCAGGCAGCACAAAAGAUUACAGCGAGACAGUGAUGAUGAUGAUGAUGAUGAUGACCGAAGUAGUGAUCGGGAAGAUGGACCGCUAGAAGAGCAGAUAGAGCGCUUGCAAGAAAAAGUGGAGUCAGCCCAGAGUGAGCAAAAGAAUCUCUUCCUUGUUAUAUUCCAGCGUUUCAUUAUGUUGUUAACUGAGCACUUGGUGCGCUGUGAGACUGGUGGAAUUGAUGUAUUUACACCUUGGUACAAGAGCUGUAUAGAGAGGUUGCAGCAGAUCUUCCUUCAACAUCAUCAGAUAAUCCAGCAGUACAUGGUCACCCUAGAGAACCUCCUGUUUACAGCUGAACUGGACCACCACAUACUGGCUGUGUUUCAGCAGUUCUGUGCUCUGCAGGCCUGAGGAUUAUUCACAGGCAGUUUUCUCUGCAGGACUUUAAUGAAUUUAAGGUUUUUUUUUAAUAAGAAAACUUCACAUGGGGAUUUAAGAAAUUUUUGACUAAAACUGCGUUUCAUGUGCUCCUAUAUAAAAGAAUACAGUACUCUAACCAACAGAAAACUAAGUAUCAUAAGCCUUAGAAGAUAUGACUGAUAGGGGAUAGACAUGAAGUAUGAAUUUUUUUACUUCAUGAUAGUAUUUUUGUUUUUCCCCGUUGUUUACAUAAAAACCCAGAAACAAAGAUAAAAAAUAAAAAACCACAAAAAAACCACAAAAAACCCAAACAAAACAAAAAAAUACAAAACAAAAAAAAAAAAGCCCUGAAGUAGAAUUUGUUACCUCUGCCUGGCCCUUAAAUGAAAGGAGUUGCAAAAAUGAGAAACAGUUUAUAGCGCUUUGUGAAUCUGAAAGGGAAUGCACCCUCUGUGAGCAGUGUGGUAAGUUCUCUAGCAUGGCACAGGAAAAGCAUCGUAAUUUUGGGCCUGUGAAACACUUGAGUUAAGUUUUCAAAGUAGUAUAGAGCGUAUGAAUUUGUUCAUUACCAAGCCAGCUAGAUUUCAACACUUUGGAAGAACAUGGUUGUAAUACAAUUGAAAUAUGUUUUUUUAAUGUAUUGUUUAGUGUCUUAUUACAGUAGCUAUAAACAAUCGUUAGCGGAACAUCAUGGAUAACUUCUGAAAAAUGCAAUCCUUUUUGCAGUAUGGGCAAAGAAUUGUGAACUGCUUCUGGCAGCAGUCUUCACUGGUAGAUGCAGACAGCAAGCAAGAGCUGGAGCAGAACAAACUUCUUACUUCCGUACUGCAAGCCUUACCUGGGCGUUGGGAGCUCCAGCCCCAGAUGCCAGGGGAGAAGGCAGGGCAGCAUUUAGCUUGUUCCCUUAUUUCAGCCUGUAAUGAUUUGGGCUGCCAAGCUUGUGCUGGGCUGGCCCUGCAGCGAUGCCAGGAAUCUUUCUGGUGGUGAUGGUGGGAUGAACCCAGUGCCCUCACCUCAUCUGGCUUAGUAACAGCUGCUUUGCUGUGGCUGCAUCUGCUAACCUUCCCUUGCUUUAAAAUGUGACAACAGCAUGUGACUGCCAUGUCUCGAGACGGAAUUUUAUGCUAAAUUAAGUAAGAUCUCACAGAAGACUAGAACUGGGAAAACAACCUGAAAAUAGAGUAGCCUUAGUUCUGAGUUGUGCAAGUAACAUUACAUACAUAAAUGCCACACCAGUGUGGUCUGUAUCAUAGUAAGCAGUGAUGAGUGGCACAGAUGAUGCCUUAGGUGCUCAGGUCUGUCACUGUGCAGUGUAUUUCCAGGCUGUUUAUGGUCUCUUCAUUUUGCAGAUGUAUGUUUAAAAUACCCCAUGCUAUUCAGUUUAGGCUUAGAAAGUUAUGAGCUUUUGAGUAAUUUUGUUCCUGUAUGAAUUAUUUUUUCAAGUAUUAUACCUAGUAAUGCAUUUCAUCCAUACGUGACCAACUGACCUCCUGAUCAAUAAAGAAGGGUAAAAAAUGGAGCUUUUUACUUUGACCUAAGUUUGUAUGUGGCCUCCAGCAAUCAGAUAUAUCCUUGUAGACUUAGAUAUGUUACUCUGCUUUCUCUGCUUGCCCUUUCUGAUGUGACUGAUCCCUCCAUUCCUAUAGGUUAUACUGUUAAUUGUUGUAGAUCUGCUUUAUGCAGGGGUUUUGUCAGUCAUGCACAGACUUCUGCUUCAAAUAUUUCUCUGUUAAUGUUCUCGAGUAAUCAAAUAGGUGUUUGGUUGGUUUAUUUUGUUGUUUUUUUUUUAAGAAACAAUACUGUAGAGGUUUUAAUUGGGGUUUAAUGGUUUUUUUUUCACUGGUUCAGAUCAGUGUCAGAGUUCUGAUGUUAACUAAUGGUGGUGGUCUGACUACAAAUGUGAUAUCUGUAACAUUGAUAAUGCAGUUAAAACUUGCAAACCUGUAACUUCCUCUGAGCCUUGACAAAUGUGGGUGCUGGGGAUCCAGUUGUAAAUGCCUGAGUGUAAUCCAAUGAUUUAAAACCAAAUAGCAAUGUCUUUCAAAAUUAAAUCGAUUUCCACGGUGAGCAUGGGCUUUGAUUAAUUUCUUGAGUCUGUUGGACACCUUCCCCUCUUUGUAGGUCCAGUGGUGUACACCUGACUUGACUGGGAAACUGGUUGCAUCUGUGGGAAAGAGGAGAGAAGCUCGCACAGCGCUACCAAGCAGCUAACUGGAGAAACUUGGAACUGCUGGUGCAUGGGGGAGGUGGAUCAUGUAAAGAUGCUGUAAAAAUGUGGUAGUUGGAAAAAAUGCACAAAGAUAGAAAUAAAUGAAGGUGAAGAAG